Molecule: messenger RNA, 2871 nt
Organism: Closterium sp. Yama58-4
Lineage: Eukaryota; Viridiplantae; Streptophyta; Zygnematophyceae; Desmidiales; Closteriaceae
Source: the annotation of a GenBank genome assembly
AUGUUUUCCCCCUUCCCAGCUCAACAACGUGGCAUUUGUGCUGCUCAUAAUGGCAUCACCACCAAUCCUCCUCGCUUUGCUCUUCACGCCGCUCUUCCUCGCCCCCGGCUUCGCCUUCCCACCAGACAGCCCCGACUCAACAACGUGGCAUUUGUGCUGCUCAUAAUGGCAUCACCAGUCCUCCUCGCUUUGCUCUUCACACCACUCUUCCUGAGCCUCGCCUCGGGUUUCGCCUUCCCACCAGACAGCCCCGAGUUCGAAUCCCUCGACCUCCACACUAUCCUCUACAGCCCGCUCGCCCCACCUCUCGACCAAUGGGAGCGCGCCAGCAGGGCGGGUCCGGUGGCGGUGGCGGCAUGCUGGGUGUGUGCUGCGCUCAUGCGUGCAGGGCAGUGGCUCCUCUCUCUCUGCACCACGUUCGGAGGAUCGCCGCUGCAGGUGCUCUCGCCCCCUGCACUCGUGCUCUCCAAUAUUCUCACGCUGCUCGCACAGCUCAACUUCGUCGCAGGUGGGUGCCCGCUGGUGCAGGUGGGUGCUUCCUCACCGAUGUGCGUCUCUGCACUCUGCUUACCCUGGCCUCCUCACUCUCACCUCCUCACUUUGACCUCCUUACUCUCACCUCCUCACUUUGACCUCCUCGCUCUCACCUCCUCACGCUGCUCUCGCAGCUCAGCUUUAUCUUCCUCUCCAGAGUCUGCCUCUGCACUUUCUCACUCUGUCCCUCUUCUCGUUUCAACUCCUCUUUACUCCUCAGCACCCCCUUUUUGCUUCCUUCUACGUCGUUUCCUCUCCCCUCCCAUGGCCACUGUUUGCUCCCAUCACCCGCCCAGCAGAGACGGUGCGGUGUUCUCGCUUUUGAGACGUCUCAAAAGUCACUCAUUCUCUGCUCUCCCCCUCUGCACCCCCACUGUUGUUCCCCCCUCCCCUCCCAUGGCCAUGUUCCUGUCUCCUCUACCCCCUGUCAACAUAUUCUUUCCCCCUCCUUCCCCUCGCACCCUCUCCUCCAUCCGCGUCCCCCCUGCUGCUCUCUUGCAUAGGCAAACUCCCUCACUCCUCUUGCUCUCUUGCUGGAUUCUCACGGCACGGUUUGCCCUGGUGGGGCUGAACUCGCACGAGCUGGUGAACGUGCCUUUUUACCAGACUCAAAACCAACCUCCCUCCUCCCUCUCCCCCACUCGCUCACGUACGAACCACAGGAUUCUCACGGCACGGUUUGCCCUGGUGGGGCUGAACUCGCACGAGCUGGUGAACGUGAAACUCGCCCUCUCGCUGCGCCUCUUCCUCCCAUCCUCUUCCGGGGAGGUGCACUGCUGCCUGCACGACCUGCAGCUCGUCAAAUCCGAGCUGCCCUACAUGCGCUUUGGCUUCAAUCUGCGGCACAUAGUGGAUGACUCUAGCCCCUUGCACGGCCUCUCACUCAGUGACCUGCUGGCAGCAGACGCCUCUCUCUCGCUCACCAUAUCCGGCCUUGAGCGCACCUCAAUGCAGCCGGUCUUUGUGGUCAAGGUGAGUCAACGUGAGUCAAUGGGAGUCAAGGUGAGCCCCCUGCACGACCUCUCACUCAGCGACCUGCUGGCAGCAGAUGCCUCUCUCUCGCUCACCAUAUCCGGUCUUGAGCGCACCUCCAUGCAACCGGUCUUUGUGGUCAAGCCAGUCUCUGUGGUCAAGGUGUGUCAACGUGGUCAAAGUGAGUCACUGUGGUCUAGCAUCAGCAUGGCUUCGGGGCUCGCUUCUGUGUCCGCGCUUCUUCUUUUCGCCACGGCGCUGGCGUGCGUCGCGCGCGCCGCGACGGCCGCGAAGAUUUCGCAGAUGUACGUUUUCGGCGACGAGUCGGCGGACGUCGGAAACGCGAAUUACUUCACCCGCGCGACCGUGAAGGCAAACAAGCUGCCGUACGGCGUCAACUUCAAGCCCGCGUCGGGCCGCUUCUCCGACGGAAAGCUCGUCGUUGACUAUCUCGCCGACUUCCUCGUGAUUCCCUCGCCGCGCGCCGAUCUCGCGCCCCGCAAUGCGUCGCUUCCUUUUAGCGGAAUCGACUUCGCCAUUGCUGGAGCCGGCGCUAAAUCCGGCACCAACGCCGGCAAGACGCGCGGGCUGCAGCAGCAAUUCAACGAGUUCAAGAAGUGGUUCAACGAGGCCAAGCGCACCAACAACCCAGACCUCAAGCUAGACGAGGCGCUGUUCGUGAUCAGCAUCGGUGCCAAUGACUACAUUCCAGAGCUGAGCCACGCGCAGCCCAACAUGACGACCCUCGUCGCCAUAGCUUCCUCUGUUUCCAACACCAUUAUCAACAUCACCCAGUCUCUCUACAACCUCACCGGCUCCUCUAACAUUCUCAUUAUCGAUCUGCCGAACCUCGGCUGCACUCCUGUCGUGCGCCAUGCGGCGAAAUCCGGAAUCAACUGCACGGACGCAGGUAACCAGGUUACCAUAAUUCAUAAUUUCGCGCUGCUGACGAAGACGGACAAGCUGAGGAACAACCCGGCCCUGCCCAUGCCAAACCUGGUGCUCUUCAAGCAAUCAUCUGUCUUCAAGACCAUGAUCCAAGUCCCCACCUCUGUGAUGCACUCAACAUCCCUUAAUCCUGCAACAACCCACCCCUCCCUUCCCCCACCAGGGCUGACGAAUCAAACGCACCCGUGCUGCGAGGCCAUGAGAAGCACGGGGGUGGUAGUGCCGUGUGCGCAGACCAGCGGAACCGGCAAGGCAGCUGUCACGGCAGGGGCGUGUGCGGCGCCUGGCAAGACCCUGUGGUGGGACGAGCACAACCCCACGCAGGCCGUGAACCAGAAGGUGGCCAACACGCUCUUCUUCUCCACCAACCCCGCCAUGGUCCGCCCCAACGGCCUCCGCAAGUUCUACUCGCUGUAA